AUGGCAGCCUCAUCUAACCAACAGUUCAUGUUCCCGCCCAUGGCACAAGCCACGGCGCCGAGCACGGACCGUCUUGCUCCUGGAGCAAACCCUCGUCUCCCGCGAACCUCGUUGGCAGACACAGCGUCCUCACCAAACACAUCACCAUCCGCGGCCGCAAGAGUCCAGCGCCCACUCAUUCCCAGGUUGAACACCUUUCCGGGCCAGGGCUACAACAUGACCAACGUUGUUGGCGUCAACGGCGCUGGCCCUCAGAUGGGCCAGUACUACGCGGCCGGGGCCCCUUCGCAGCAACCCCAGCCGCAGAUGGAUGCAUCGGGCCACUCCUUCGUGGGCCCUACAGGCCACGAACCGGGGGUGACACCCUCAUCCAUCGCACCCACCGACGUUGGCAACAUGUCGUUUCAGCCUGGGCCCCAGCUCGGCGCGUACGCACAACAGCAGCCAUACGUAGGGCAGGAGUACCAGCAUCAACUCCAGCAGCAACAAUAUCUAGGCCAGCAGCAGUUCGUCCAACACCUGGGCCACAUGGGGUCAUUCCCGUCAAAGGCCGAUCCUUCCUCGAAUGCAGCGACUGCAACGUGGAAGUCGGGAUACGGCAUGGCUCCGCCACAGGGAGACGGCUUCGUUGCAGCCUAUGAGUACGACCAGUCCACAGGCAUGCCCCGGAUGCCUUGGGCCCAACAGCAGCAGGGAAUGUUCCCACCAACAGAGGUUUUCAGUCGCAUGCCGGCUCACCCACCACCCCCACAACAGCAUGCUCAGGUCGCCGGCGGUCCACCUGGUCCAUCGUACGCCCCCAUGGUGCCACAACAAUCCGUUUCCCCACCGAGAUCACCCAAGGCUGCUCCAAAGAAGCCGCCACGCCCGCCAAACGCGUGGAUCAUCUAUCGCUCAGAGACCCUGGCGAAGAUGUCGAAAGGAGAGAGGAUACCUCUUCUUGAGCAGGUCCUGCUCGAGUCCUACGGCCCGUCCAAGUUCCCUGCCCAGACGUGGCCGGCGCAAGGCGAGAGCACCGAGGAGGAUGACGGCACUGGCGCCAACACGGGACCCAAGAGCUUCCGCAAGGGCAAGAAAGGUGGCAAGGACAUCAACUGGUACAUGUGGAUGCUUGGCCUCAUCCGCUCGCCUGACGGCGGGAUGCCGCAGUCCGAUGUCAGCCGGAUCAUCAGCAACAUCUGGAAGCACGAGCCAGAAGAACGCCGUCAGCACUAUGACAAGUUGAGCCAGGCGAGGAAACUCGAGCAUCUCCAAAAGUAUCCCGGCUACAAGUUCCAGCCUCAGAAGCGCGAGGACAAGCUCCGCGAAAAGCAGGAGAAGCUCAAGGAGAAGGAGGCGCGGCGGCAGGAGAAGGAGGACCGCGUUCACCGCAACUCGCUUAAGCGGCGGAAGCAGAGGAGAUCGCCAUCUGCCGAGCUGAGCGACUACCAUCCGUAUCAUGUCCCCGGCCAUGCCCCAAGUCACAAGCGCAACUCGCACGGUCCAGUCCACGAGCUGGAGCAUCUCGAGGUGCCGUUCGAUACUUUCCGCGUGCCCCCUGGCGCCCUCGACUCGACGACGUUCCCCCCCAACAUCGGGCGAGACGGGGUGCUCAGCGCCUCGCCAUCAGCGCAGACAUCCCAACAGGCGUCAACAAACGGAGCCCUCACCGGCCAGGGGCGUUCUCCCAACGAGACGCCUCCUGCUGUGGAAGUUUCAAGCCGGGUCCCCGUCGGAACGCGGCCCGUCGCGUGGAUGGACGUGCCUCCUGUGGCGCCGCCAGCGCCUCAGCAGACCAACCUCUUCGCUGAUCUGACGUCCAACUAUCAGCCCGACAUGGGGACUGAGAGUCAGUACUACUUCCAACCACUAACUGGCUCGAUCCCUAUCGACUUCAUGAACAGCGCCUUCGACGAGACUGCCGACGACGAGCUCGACAACCUCGUCAAGGGAUGGGCCGAGAACGCGAGCAACGUCAACGUUGACCCCACCGGAUUCACUUGGGACAACCACGAGGCGGCGAACCCAAUGCCGACAGAGUAUGGCAGUGGGCAGAUCAUGGACGCGAUCAAGCAAGAUUGGAAUAGCUUCUUCGGGGGCGACAACGCAGGUGGCGCUGGCCCCAACACUUUCCAGAUGGGUGACUUGGGCGCUGGCAUGACGUUCCCCUUUGGUACCAACAUGAACCUCCCUCCUGGUCCGCCGCUCGCGGGUGCGCUCCCGCUGUCGCCCGUCGACAGGCAGCAGCAGAGCGAGCCGCUCCCGGAGGCCAAGAUUCCAGACUGGGUUGUGGGCUCUAGACCCACCGCGUCCGGUGGCCACAGCGGCCUGCCGUCGCCUUUCAACACUGGCGCCGCACCGUCUUUCACCCUGAGCGUCGACCCGUCGUCAAUGGGCUGGACCACGGGUGGCGACCUCGUCUUCGACGACCCCUCCAGCUCGGCGCCAAUGGGCGGCGCGCCGAUGCAGGCUCAGGGCUCGAUGAUGACCCAGCAGUCGCCCCAGGCCCAGGGCCAUUUGAGCCGCAAUCCGUCUGGGCCGAGUGCGACUGGGUACGGGCAGACGUAA
Messenger RNA from Cutaneotrichosporon cavernicola, 2547 nucleotides. RefSeq lists its product as uncharacterized. The record is from RefSeq and is a predicted model, not a curated record. Gene Ontology annotation, molecular function: DNA-binding transcription factor activity, RNA polymerase II-specific; RNA polymerase II cis-regulatory region sequence-specific DNA binding. The transcript has 4 exons. The coding region runs from base 1 to 2547 and encodes 848 amino acids. NCBI's taxonomy places the organism in Eukaryota, Fungi, Basidiomycota, Tremellomycetes, Trichosporonales, Trichosporonaceae. Gene Ontology annotation, biological process: regulation of transcription by RNA polymerase II; anatomical structure morphogenesis; cell differentiation.